AUGAAUAAGGCUGAUGGACUUGAGCCAGAGCAGUUCCGAAAGCUGUUUAUUGGAGGUCUAUCGAUAACAACAAGUGAUGAGGCACUCAAGGAUUACUAUUCGCAGUGGGGUGAGCUAGUGGACUGCAUUGUGAUGAGAGAUCCGUCGACGAAGCGUUCGCGUGGCUUCGGAUUUGUCAGCUUUUCAAAGCAAUCGGAGGUUGAUGCCGCAAUGGCAGCACGGCCGCAUAUGAUCGAUGGGAAGCAGGUGGAUCCGAAACGAGCUGUGCCACGUGAUCAAUCGACACGCAGCGAAGCAAAUGUCUCCUCAAAGCGAUUGUACGUUUCGGGUGUUCGAGAGGAACACACUGAACAAGUUUUUGAGGAAUAUUUCAGUCAGUUUGGUAAGGUGCAGAAGGUGAGGAAAAUGUUUUUUUUUUUCUUGAAGAAAAGGAAAUGUUUUUUUUCCGGCUGUUUGGAAAAAUUGGAAGUUAAGACCUCUUUGUACCUGUGUGAAAUCAGGGCGCUUAGGAAGUAA
Molecule: messenger RNA, 516 nt
Organism: Gongylonema pulchrum
Lineage: Eukaryota; Metazoa; Nematoda; Chromadorea; Rhabditida; Gongylonematidae
Source: the annotation of a GenBank genome assembly